AAUUCCAAGAUGGCGGAAGGGAGCGAAUCUCAACCAAACAAUCCGCUAUCAAGGAAAUUAAACAAGAUCUUAGAAACUAGAUUGGACAAUGACAAGGAAAUGGUGGAGGCUUUGAAGGCCUUGUCGACUUUUUUUGUGGACAACAGUUUGCGUUCUCGGCGGAAUUUGCGUGGAGAUAUUGAAAAAAGAAGCUUGGCAAUCAAUGAGAGCUUCGAGGGUGCAUUUAGAGAUGUUAAACAGCAACUGGAUGCUGUGCAUGCAGACAUUGAACAAAUGAGUAGGUGUUGCACAGAAAUGACAAGCAGACUUAAGUCUGCAAGAGACCAAACCUCUGACUUGAUAAGCAAGACUACCACACUUCAAGCUGAAAGUCAGAGAAUACAGAUGAAAGAAACAGUCGCAGAUGCAUUCAUUUCAAGAUUCCAAUUAAAACCGGACGAGGUUCAAGCUCUGAAGGGAACACGGAAUGGACCCAUUUCUGAGACAUUUUUUGAAGCCCUCUCACGAGUUAAAGAAAUUCACAAAGACUGCAAACUUUUGCUGAGGACGAAACAACAAACAGCUGGUUUGCAGAUCAUGGAAGCCAUGGCAUUACAUCUAGAGUCCAGCUACGAGAAGCUUUACAGGUGGAGUCAAGAUGAAUGCAGAGGCCUUACAGGAGAUCUUCCUGACAUAUCUAACAAGCUAAGCAGAGCAAUGGCUGCUCUCCAGGACAGGCCUGUGUUGUUUAAGUAUACUUUAGAUGAAUAUGGAACAGCCAGAAGAACUGCGGUGGUGAGAUGCUUCAUUGAUGCACUCACAAGAGGAGGACCUGGUGGAACUCCCAGACCAAUUGAAUUACACUCACAUGAUCCAGUCAGAUAUGUUGGUGAUAUGUUAGCAUGGCUUCAUCAGGCGAUAGCUUCAGAAAAAGAACUUCUCCAUAGUUUACUAAGAAAUUCAUCAUCAACAGACGACAACAUACAAAAAGAAAUCCUUAGUCACAUAACAGAAGGAGUGUGUAGACCAUUUAAGGUACGAGUGGAGCAGGUCAUUGUGUCAGAGCCGGGCGCCGUGAUGCUGUUCAGUUUAGCAAACAUUCUAAAAUUUUAUGGCACAACGAUAGGGAGCCUUAUUGAUGAAGAUGCGUCGGUAACAGUUACCAUUCUUGACAUGAAUGCUCUAGCGUUGAAGAUGUUCUACAACAGUUUAAACUGUCACGCGAGCAAACUGCUAGAAAAGAUUGAACUCCCUCCCCCAGAUCUAAGUCCUACAGAAUCGCUAAGAGAAACGAUGAGUUUACUUAGAGACGUUCUUACAUGUCACGAUGCUUCUGUUAUUCCACUGGAUGCCAGGCAAGCUGAUUAUUCAAGGAUUAUUUCUUGUCUUGUCGACCCACUCAUCCAGAUGUGCUCCAUGUCGGCCAGCCAUCUGAACGCGUCAGACAUGGCUGCUUACAUGAUAAACUGCAUUCAUCAGAUACAGAGCACGUUGGCGGUGUACGAAUUUACUGAUAAACACAUCGAAAUGCUAGCGGGUCAGACGGAAGCACAUCUAGAUACGUUGAUCAGUGAGCAAGCGUCAUUCAUUCUUGCUCGUUCCGGUGUUGGUAAUCUGUACACUGUUUACCAGGAGAACCGCGGUCAAAGGGUUGCGCUGUCCUCGCUUCAUGGAAUGGAUCCGCAGAGUGUUAAGGACGCCAUGGCCAAAUUCGAUAAAUAUCUCUCGUGUCCCGACAGUCUAGUUAUGCCUCAGUGCAAUCUUUUGAGAACGACAAGACUACGCGAUACCGUCCACAAGCGAGCGGUGGAUGCUGUUUGUGCAACGUACAAGACGCUCUACGACGCUAUUGUGAACGAUAGUAACAAAUACCCGGAUGUUAAAACUUUGGUGCCUCGCACCCCAGAUCAAGUAACUUCGCUCCUGACGUAGCGAAUGAAAAAUUAAUCCUUAUUUUUAACCACGGUGUAAAUAAAUAGAAUAAGGGAAUUUCUUGUUCUCUAAAAUAACCCAAACUCUACAGGUGAGGAAGUUAGAAUUUUAGUUUGAUUGAAAAAGUGAUUAAUCUUCUGGCUGUAUUAAUGACCGGUCCCAGUAUUGCAGUGCACUUUAAUAAACCCUUUUAUUAUUAAGGGUGAGUCAGUAUGUAAAUUCACCUUACAUUUCUCAUACAUUUUCAUACAUAGUGGUAAUGAGAAUAAAGACACAUAUCAAUUAGGGAAUGAUACAAUGAUGUAACAGCAGAUUCUCUGCCUUCAGUUGAGGGAAGAGCUCUCAGAUCUUUGAAGUGAAAAUAGUUAAUUGCUGAGGAGUUUCUUCGAGAGUUUUCUCAAGAAUUUUGUGAAGUGCACGUUACAUUUAGUUGUAAAGCAGAGAAUCUUUGAAAACGACAUUUUAAGAAAAUUAUGAUUGAUAAAAGAACGAAGUACAUAAUAUUACAUUGAACUCAUUGAACGCGAUCAAAGGAAAAAAAGUGAAGAAAAACUAAAAGGAAAACGUAUUUAAAAUAAAUUAAGGAAACAAGAUUGCACAGCUUGAAAUUUUGAAUAAAUC
Messenger RNA from Pocillopora verrucosa, 2532 nucleotides. Its product is annotated as conserved oligomeric Golgi complex subunit 6. Gene Ontology annotation, biological process: intra-Golgi vesicle-mediated transport. The record is from RefSeq and is a predicted model, not a curated record. Gene Ontology annotation, cellular component: COG complex. NCBI's taxonomy places the organism in Eukaryota, Metazoa, Cnidaria, Anthozoa, Scleractinia, Pocilloporidae.